This is a messenger RNA of Aspergillus nomiae NRRL 13137, 2274 nucleotides long. RefSeq names its product Zn(II)2Cys6 transcription factor. The transcript has 4 exons. The record is from RefSeq and is a predicted model, not a curated record. The annotation marks the transcript as partial. Gene Ontology annotation, molecular function: zinc ion binding; DNA-binding transcription factor activity, RNA polymerase II-specific. Gene Ontology annotation, biological process: regulation of DNA-templated transcription. Lineage: Eukaryota; Fungi; Ascomycota; Eurotiomycetes; Eurotiales; Aspergillaceae.
UACGCGGAGCCGCUAGCCACAUCCGAUGAUAGUGACCCGCGGACGUUUACACCCCUUUUGGUGUUCAUCUCAUGUUCCUAUCACAGCCGUCAUCCAGUGAGAAGCCAAAUCAUGAAACGAAAUCACAGUGGAGCCCCUGUAAUGAUGAUACAUCGGUGGAACCGACCACCUCUGUCGUGCAAAUCUUGCCGGGAGAAAAAACGUCGAUGUGAUCGCAACCAGCCCUGCUCCAGUUGCGCGCAGAGACAUAUCGAGUGCGAAUAUGCCGGGCAAACUGACCAUAACCAGCUAUCUGGGAGACAGGGAUCCGUAAUAGCAACUGAUCCCAACCGAUUCCUGAUGGCCCCCAGUCCGCCAGCUGCUCCGGGGACCUUGCAGGCAGUGCCUGCUUCUCUAAACGCGGAGGAGGUGUUGCAUCGCCUCCAGAAGUUAGAAGAAGUGGUCUUCCACAACUCAAAUAAGACAACCCAUCUAUCUUCGGUAUACCCAGCAAACAACGAGGAACGGAACUCCCAUAUAUGCUUUACCGCAGUUAAUUCUCACGUUAGAUCCUCUCAAAGUGAAAAUUACCUGGACACAAGAAGUAUAGCCGGACAUCUCCCGCAAAUAGAUGAGGCUAGAGAGCUGUUCCGCCAUUUCGCGGUAACUAUUGGGCCGACGUUCGGAGUCCUCCAUUUACCUUCUACGAAAGAGCUAAUGGAAGAUACAUACCAUACAAUGCUGGAGGGCCAAGGGGUAGAUGCUGCUAGGUUGCUAUUAUUUCUUAGUAUAUUUGCGGGCUCAGUACUUGCCUGGACACCCCAGCUUUUGGAGAAUCUGAACACCACGCCAACAGAAGCACAGGCAGCUUUCAAGGUAUACACACGACUCGCAAUAUCGAUCUUAGAUCAUCCUCAGCCAAUAGAGCCCUCCACUAUUGCGCUCGCCGCUAUGGUUACUUUGUCACAUAUAGCUGGCAACUCUGAUGCGUACCCUUACAAACUUCCUUUAAUCCGCUUCCGUUGCUUCACCAUGGCACGCGCAAUGCAGAUCCAUCGUUUAGACACUCCGAAAAGUCGUGAACAAAGAGAGCUGAAAGGUUACAACGCAAUUGAACUCGAAGUCCAAAGACGGAUCUGGUGGAACAUGCUGGCAAGCGACUGGCUAAACUCAUUUUCUGGUGGUCCCCAGGAAGGGGCAUACUUAAUCCAUCCAAAGCACAUGAUGGUUGAUUAUCCCACUAAUAUUGACGAUGAACUCAUUACACCAACAGCGAUACUGCAGGACCAUCCCUUAUCCCAACCCUCCUCACUGUCCGCCUUUAUCUACCGUGUGAAGUUGGCUACUCUUUGCCGUGAAGUUGUCGAUGCGAUGCCAUCAAUUUGGCUGGAGGCACAAGAGCCAGACUAUGAAACCAUCCUAGCACUAGACAGGAAGUUUCAAAACUUCCUAGGUGAACUUCCAAUCUUCUUUCAACUAGACCCCGACAGCAUUGAACAAAGCCAGUCAAUAUGUGAAAAGCGUCCCUAUAUCCCUGUCCAGCGAAUCAGUCUCCAUUUCAGUCUCCACGCGCGCCUCUGUCGGCUUCACCGACCUUACCACCUUGAAGGUGUGACAAACCCGAAAUAUUUCUAUUCCCAUCGGGUAUGUAUCCAGUCUGCACUGAAAGUCCUAGAGCUGCGACGCUUGAUGGACGAUGCGGGUGCACGGAUCGGGUUGAAACCAGGACGCUUCUGGACGACAAACCAGCAUGCCUUUCUCGCCGCCCUUAUUCUAGCUACCGACGUUUCGUUUAAGCCUGAAGCACCAGAUGCCGAGGCUCACAAGGCUAAAGUGCUUGCUGCUUAUGAAACUCUCGAGAAGUCAAAGGAAGAGUCGAGUAUCCUGGUAGAGACAAUACAGAGAAAUAUGCAGACCCUCAUGUCGACCCUCAAUAAACAGCGGCCACAGCUCCUUGGUUCACAACCAGGAGGCCCUACGGAAAUAGGUAAAGAUACCCCUGUGUCAGCCGACGGAGCCCCUCAGAACCCUCAGCAUUCGCGAGGUCUUCAUGACACAUCUUUCUCUAGUCAUACAGCAGAUACAGUGCAAUCGCCAGAAAGCGAAGAACCAAUCCUAGUUGGGGAUGUGGCUCCCUGCAGGAAUGUUCCACAUGAGGCUGGAAUCCAGGGGGAAGUAUGGGACCAGCUGUGGUCUGACUUUCUAGCGGUCGCCCCAGAGCUCGAAAUCCCGCAGUGGAACUCCCUGUUGGAUGAUAUGGACUUCAACUUCGUUGAAAGCACACAAAAACAAUAA